AUGACACUGAAAAUUACCAAUAUUAAUACAAGUUCCGCUAGUUAUAAGCGCGAAAUUAAGGAGUAUAUUUCCACAGUAGACCUAUCAUAUCGCGGUCGCUCACGGCACUUUAAGGAUAGAAAGAUACCACUACCCCUUACUAAAAUAUAUAUCUAUGCUCUUCUUACGGAGCUUGAUUAUCUGAAUAAAACAUACAGGAUAAUUUAUACGGAUCUCAAGCUUGAGAACAUCAUGGUCUCCCUCGGGGAUCCAGCCGUGCUUGCUGAUUUCAUGGAUUCUCAGCUCGAAAACCGAUGA
Molecule: messenger RNA, 297 nt
Organism: Penicillium coprophilum
Lineage: Eukaryota; Fungi; Ascomycota; Eurotiomycetes; Eurotiales; Aspergillaceae
Exons: 3
Coding region: 1-297 (98 amino acids)
Biological process (GO): protein phosphorylation
Molecular function (GO): ATP binding; protein kinase activity
Source: RefSeq, a predicted model, not a curated record